Micromonas pusilla CCMP1545 is the source of this 824-nucleotide messenger RNA. RefSeq lists its product as uncharacterized. NCBI's taxonomy places the organism in Eukaryota, Viridiplantae, Chlorophyta, Mamiellophyceae, Mamiellales, Mamiellaceae. The record is from RefSeq and is a predicted model, not a curated record. The transcript has a single exon. Bases 1 to 600 code for a protein of 199 amino acids.
AUGAGCGCGUCGGCGGCAAGCGCGAUCGGCGGCCGCGACGCCCACCGCGACUCUGCGCAUCUCACGAUUGCGCAUCGCGCGGGAGUUUGCUUCACGCCCCCGGCCCUGUGCGUGAGCCAUGAUAAUGACCUCCACGAAUUUCAGGAAGUCGCGGCCGACGCCCCCGUACAAGUCGAAGACGAGAGGAGCGCACGUGAAACACUGCGCCGUGCACGCCUCCUUGUAUUUCCUCCUCUUCAGUUGUUCGUUCGCUGCCGCGUGCAGUGGUACCGUCGUCCUACAUCUCGGGUCUACCUGCCCGUUUCUCUUGAUCACCUGACAGACGCGGACGACCGCGAGAAUGCCCAACGUCGCGGGAUAGACGCCCUUAAUGAUGAUUUCUGGGAAGAGAUCCUUUUCGUCCGCCCCGACGACGCCGUUUUCGUCUCCCCCGAGUUCCUCUCCGUCCAGCCCGGAGAGUAUAAUGGAGCCCGGACGUCUUCACCUCGAAGAAAGUCCUCGUCCUCAGAUUACUCUCGACGACGCGGAGGACCGCGACGUGCGACGCGUCGCGUCCGCCGAGGCAUGUGUCCUCGUUGUCAGCGAGGACGCGAAAGCUGAACACGUCGUCGGAGGGGAACCCGGGGCCGUUUCGAGGCCUCAACCUACCCACCCGAUCGCUUCUUGCACCGCGAGCACGUGCACAGCUUCCGCUCGUUGUACACCUUCCGACCGCCACGCGUCCAUCCGCGCAUUCCGCAGCUUCCUCGGCGUCUCCUCUCCACUGUGCCUCACAAAAGCCAAUGUGACGAAAUCGAGUGGAACAGGAUGACUGCACUGAAAAG